Molecule: messenger RNA, 2486 nt
Organism: Gossypium raimondii (Peruvian cotton)
Lineage: Eukaryota; Viridiplantae; Streptophyta; Magnoliopsida; Malvales; Malvaceae
Product: auxin efflux carrier component 2
Exons: 6
Coding region: 420-2312 (630 amino acids)
Biological process (GO): auxin polar transport; auxin export across the plasma membrane
Cellular component (GO): plasma membrane; endoplasmic reticulum
Molecular function (GO): auxin efflux transmembrane transporter activity
Source: RefSeq, a predicted model, not a curated record
GACAGGAAGGAUCUUGCUGUCUCGGCUCCAUUCAGACUUGGCUUUCCUUCAUUGAAUUUAUCUUAAGAGACUGUUAAACUUGAGGGAGUAAAUAGAGGGAGCAAGGCGAGUGGCACAACUUCUUUUCUCCUCUGCCAGUGUCACCGUCAACUUCCGUGCCGCGCCAUAUAAAUAAAUAAACAAACAAAUUUAGUGUUUGUCAUUAAUAACCCAUCUAUAAACCCGGAAAACUAUGCGUUUCGCACUUGUCUUCAUUUCUUUUUUAACCCACCUUCAGUUAUAUAUGUUUGAUUCCAUAUAAGGGAGUCUCCUCUCCUCUACUCUCCUCUCCUCUGAAAUAUCAUUCUCAGUCAGUGCUAGUGUUAGUGUUACUGAAUACUGAAAGCUGAUCCAAGUAGGUAGGUAGCUAGUUGUUAAGCAUGAUCACUGGAAAGGACAUAUACGACGUUCUGGCAGCUAUUGUGCCCCUAUAUAUUGCUAUGAUGUUAGCAUAUGGGUCGGUGAGGUGGUGGAAAAUAUUUACCCCAGAUCAAUGUUCAGGCAUCAACCGUUUUGUUGCAGUGUUUGCAGUUCCAUUACUCUCCUUCCAUUUCAUCUCCUCAAAUGAUCCAUAUGCUAUGAACUACCACUUCAUAGCUGCCGAUUCUCUCCAGAAGGUAGUCAUCCUCGUUGCCCUUUUCCUAUGGCAAGCCUUCACCAAACAUGGCAACCUGGAGUGGAUGAUUACUCUCUUCUCUCUAUCCACUCUCCCCAACACUCUUGUCAUGGGGAUCCCCCUUUUAAAGGCUAUGUACGGGGAUUUCUCCGGCAGCCUUAUGGUUCAAAUUGUAGUUUUGCAGAGUGUGAUUUGGUACACUCUCAUGCUUUUCAUGUUUGAAUAUAGAGGAGCAAAGCUUCUGAUCAACGACCAGUUCCCGGAGACUGCUGGAUCUAUUACCUCUUUCCGUGUAGAGUCGGAUGUUGUUUCACUUAAUGGCCGCGAGCCUCUACAAGCUGACGCUGAGAUUGGUGAUGACGGAAAACUCCACGUUGUGGUGAGAAGAUCAAGUGCGUCAUCAAUGGUAUCGUCCUUUAACAAAUCACAUGGACUGAAUUCAUUAACGUCCAUGACACCCAGAGCCUCAAACCUUACCGGGGUAGAAAUAUACUCUGUCCAGUCAUCCAGAGAGCCCACUCCCAGGGCUUCAAGCUUUAAUCAAAACGAUUUCUAUGCCAUGUUUGCAAGCAAGGCUCCAAGUCCCAAGCAUGGCUACACCAACAGCUUCCAGGGGGCAGUUGGUGAUGUUUUUUCGCUGCAAUCUUCCAAAGGAGCAACACCAAGAACUUCAAACUUCGAUGAAGAGAUGCUCAAGGUUGCCAAGAGAAGGGGGGGAAGGAGCAUGAGCGGCGAGUUAUAUAACGGUGGUGGUGGUGGUGGUGUUCCUUCUUAUCCACCGCCCAAUCCAAUUUUUGCGGGGUCAACUAGCGGUGGCUCUAAGAAGAAGGAAAGUGGCUCAAUGCCUAACAAGGAGCUUCACAUGUUUGUUUGGAGCUCUAGUGCUUCUCCUGUGUCGGAAGGGAAUCUAAGGCAUGCAGUUAAUAGAGCUGCCUCUACUGACUUCGACUCUUCUAAACCUACCUAUCAACAAGAAAACGCUGCUUCAAAAGCAAUGCAUGAGCUAAUUGAAAAUAUGGGUAAAAGCAGUGGGGGGGACAAGGAUUUGGAGAUAUUAGAGGAGGGAUCCAAGUUUCCAACAAGUGGAUCUCCCUUGAGUUGUCAGAAAAAGUUGAACAUGGAAGAAGGCGAAGUGGCAAAGAAACAGCAGAUGCCUCCUGCAAGUGUGAUGACAAGGCUUAUUCUUAUCAUGGUUUGGAGGAAGCUCAUUAGGAACCCUAACACAUAUUCCAGUCUUUUCGGCUUGACUUGGUCCCUCAUAUCUUUCAGGUGGAACAUUCAGAUGCCAACAAUUGUAAGUGGGUCGAUAGCAAUAUUAUCCGAUGCUGGUCUGGGAAUGGCAAUGUUUAGUCUAGGCUUAUUCAUGGCAUUACAACCCAAGAUCAUAGCUUGUGGAAAAUCUGUAGCAACAUUUUCCAUGGCUGUCAGGUUUUUGACUGGUCCCGCUGUCAUUGCUGCAACCUCCAUAGCCAUUGGUCUUCGUGGGGUUCUUUUGCAUGUCGCUAUCGUUCAGGCUGCCCUUCCACAAGGAAUAGUUCCAUUUGUGUUUGCCAAGGAGUAUAACGUUCAUCCCGACAUACUUAGCACUGCGGUUAUUUUCGGAAUGUUGAUUGCUCUGCCCAUUACAAUACUCUACUAUGUGCUUCUUGGACUGUAAUUUCUGGGAUUCAUGAAUCCGAUUGACAAGUGGAGUGGAAAAUGGCAUGGGAUUCAGUGAAGAAGAAAAUACAUACAGCAAUUGUAUACUCAUUUGCAUGUGACUUUUGCAUUAAUUUAGUAUUUUUAGAGAUGCGAUUCUAUCACAUUAAUUUAAUUUACUACUUUGACUUUU